Molecule: messenger RNA, 954 nt
Organism: Penicillium angulare
Lineage: Eukaryota; Fungi; Ascomycota; Eurotiomycetes; Eurotiales; Aspergillaceae
Exons: 6
Coding region: 1-954 (317 amino acids)
Source: RefSeq, a predicted model, not a curated record
AUGGCCGAUUCUGGUGACGUGAACUACCCAAACACCGGUAGCCCGGUUGUCAACACUGUCAAAUCCGAGGUCAACAAGACCUCUGGAGAGCUCCAAGACUUGAAGAACUCCCGUGUUACCCCUUCAACUACCACCGACAAUGGCCAGCCUUUGACCCACUACCACUCCCUUUUGUACAGCCUUUUGAGCUGGGAACAACCACGCGCGACCGCCGUUUCCUACCUCAGCAUCAUUAGUUUCAUCUUUGCCGCCCGUUACCUGCCCCUCCUCCGCUGGGCCUUUAAGUUUUUGUACAUGUCAUUGGGAUUGACUGCCGUCGUGGAGAUUGCCGGUCAAUUUAUUCUUAGACAAGGCAUUGCUAGCUCGUUCCGCCCUCGCCGAUACUAUACCAUCCCCAAGGAAACCCACGAGGCUGUGCUCGAGGACGUCUCUCAGUUGGUGGACUUCUUCCUGAUCGAGUUCCAGCGUGUUCUGUUUGCCGAGAAUGUUGUCCACACCGUUGCAGCUUUCACCGCAGCCUUCCUCGGCUACUGGCUGAUCCGAUUCGUUCCGGUUUGGGGAUUGUCUGUGAUCGCAGUGACCACCGCCUACUUUGCUCCUCUUGUGUAUAUCAGCAACCGCGAGAUCAUCGAUGAGCAGGUUAAGAACCUCCAGGAUAUCAUCACUGCUCAGACCAACCAGUUGAAGGACCUGGCUGGUGAACACACUUCUCACGCUACUGGCUUGAUGAAGCAGUAUGUCGGUGACUACAGCAACAAGGCCCAGGAGUACAUGGGUCGCCGCUCUGCCUCCCCCGAGAUGGCCAAGGCUCCCGUCCCUGUGAAGCCCGAGCCAGUUGCCGAGCCCGCCAUCAAGACCGAGGACUUCCCUGAAGCCCCUAAGGUUGAGCCUGUUGACGAGGUCGUUGAGUCAGUUGAGACAGCCCAAGAGCGGGAACCUCUUCUGGCCGCGUAA